Molecule: messenger RNA, 624 nt
Organism: Caenorhabditis auriculariae
Lineage: Eukaryota; Metazoa; Nematoda; Chromadorea; Rhabditida; Rhabditidae
Source: the annotation of a GenBank genome assembly
AUGUACCACCUCUCCGCGGUGAUGGGGAUCAACGACCAUUUAUGGCGGCAACGUCAUAAAUGGCGGCUAACGGUACACCGGUCACACAGUUCGCCUUGCUUUAUGCUAAUAGACCCUGGUCUGGUUAUCCUCGUUGCCUAGCCCUGGCAAGGCAACGAGGAUAACCAGACCACAAAAAAAAAAGCUAAAACACGUUCAAAAAGACGGCCCCAGUCCUCCGCCCGUCGGUCACGCGCCUCUCCGGUAUCGGGGGCUGCCUCUGCCGACGAGGGGCGAUCAAAUCUCGGAGCAACAGGAUACCAUAGAAACGGACUACGGACGCGCCACGGUGACUGUCUACGUUUCGGAACCCUCAACUGCCGCUCGCUCGCUUCCGAUGCAGCAAAAGAGCAAUUGCUCGCGGCAAACCGAAACGCACUUAUCGACAUAGUGGCGUUCCAGGAAACAAAAUCUCAAGACACCAGCUGUAACACCUGGCCAAACGGUGAACUUCUCAUCCUCGGCCACAAAGUCCCUGGGAAGAACGUCGGCGGCGUCGGUUUCCUCGUCAAUCGCUCGGUUCAACACCUUGUCGACUCGCACGAAAUCGUCAAUGCCCGUCUCGGCUCCCCCGACUCAACCUAG